Messenger RNA from Labeo rohita (rohu), 3729 nucleotides. It is a transcript of the gene znf385d, whose product is annotated as zinc finger protein 385D. Lineage: Eukaryota; Metazoa; Chordata; Actinopteri; Cypriniformes; Cyprinidae. The record is from RefSeq and is a predicted model, not a curated record. The coding region runs from base 471 to 1715 and encodes 414 amino acids. Gene Ontology annotation, molecular function: zinc ion binding; nucleic acid binding. The transcript has 8 exons. Gene Ontology annotation, cellular component: nucleus.
AUGAGGACAUCACCAGAUAACUGUGAAGAAAGAGAGAGAGAGAGAGCAUGAUAGAUGAAGUAGGGAGGUGCUGGAAGAGCGAACGAGAGAUAAGAGAGAGAGGGAGCGAGAGAGAGAGAGCGGUGCCUGAGGAACACUCAGACAGAACAAAUGAGCAGCCGCGGCUCGACUCCCGCCAGAGACGCUGAUAUCGGCACGCUGGAGAGAGCUGCUUCACCAGGAGUCAGAUUACAACCAGAGAGGAUCAGCGUGCUCUGAGACACACGGCUGAGGACGGAGGUGCGAGAGCAAGACCGAGAGUUUCUCUGAAGUGGGAUCUCAGUUCAAACACAGACAGAGAGAGGCAGACAGAAAACUAGCGAGGUGUUGUUGCAGUCCUCGUGGUCGCGAUUCCCCACAUACACAGAUGAGAUCAUGGAUUCACUCUUGACGGCAGCGGUGCGCGGGGACGCCUCGGGUCUGGACGCGUGAUGACCAUGGAGAGCAUGUUUAUCGGUAACGCGUGUCAGAGCGGACUGGUGCCAGCGCUGGUUCGAGCUCCUCUGCCCACUGUGCCACCCUCUUUGGGCAUGAAGCACUUCCUUCCCUUCCCUCUGGACAGCGGCUCCACGCUCAGCCUCAUUCCCAGCUUUGGCAGCAUGGACCCGGUUCAGAAAGCUGUUUUGCAUCACACGUUCGGCGCUUCGGCCUCCUCUAAAAGGAAAGCUGUCUCGUGCGGCGUGUGCCAGCUGAGGUUUAACUCGCAGAGCCAGGCAUUGGCCCACUACAAAGGCACCAAACACGCCAAGAAGCUGAAAUCCUUGGAUGCCCCGAAAUGCCUCAAACACAAGAGUUCCCUGGUCACCAGGGAAAAUACCAACAAGGAGCCGCCUAAGGGCCUCUCUCCCUCCACAGUGGCCAGCAACACUGACAGAAAAGGUGGGAGUCCUGGAGCGCCCGUGGCCCCUUCAUCACCCUCUUCUGCCCCAGUGUCCGGCCCUAACGUGGAGCCCACAGAGCCAGAGUCUACCUCAGCGUCAGGAGGGGAGGACGGCCGCUCCAUCACGCCCAACCCGCCUGAACAGGAGGAGAACGACCUCGCAGUCAGUCCAGAAACGGAGAUGGAGACGGAGGAUGAGAAAGCACUGCGUCUGCUCUACUGCUCCCUCUGUAAGGUGGCCGUCAACUCGGCGUCGCAGCUAGACGCGCAUAACAGCGGCACCAAACACAAAACCAUGCUGGAGGCUCGGAGUGGGAACGGCUCCAUCAAAUCCUUCCCCAGGCCCGGGCUGAAGAGCAAGCUGGCUACACCCACUAAAGCAGACACGGGCCUGCAGAACAAGACAUUCCACUGUGAAACCUGCGACGUGCACGUCAAUUCAGAGACGCAGCUCAAGCAGCAUAUCAGCAGCAGACGACAUAAAGACAGAGCUGCAGGGAAACCAGCCAAACCCAAGUACAGUCCUUACACCAAAACCCAAAGAGGAGCCACCAAACAGACACAGGUGAAGAUGCCAGUCGGUAAAGACCUUUGCCCACCGCUGACGACCAGGAUAAUGCCGUCCCACUUGGCAGCUGUUGCCGCCGCGGCAGCCGCCGUUGGCUCCGCCUUCCCGCUGCGUGCCUGCCAUAACCCCACCCUCUUUCAGACUCAGUCCCUCCCCGCCGCGCUGCUCCGCCCUGCACCGGGGCCAAUCAGGACUGCUCACACGCCUGUACUGUUUGCCCCUUACUGACCUUUGAACUAUGACUUCCGACGGAUCGGAUCAUUAACCCUCCAUCACCUCAUACUGGGCACGCAGCCCGGAUCGAAUGCGCGAUAUCGCAAUAAUUUAAAAACAAAACACGAACCAGGUAACUAUGCAUCGUCAUUUACAUGUGACACACUGACGUUAAGCUAUAAAUGUAUUGGUGGAGAUUUGAUUUUUGUUUUUUUCUGUACGGAAACCAUCAUUCAUCAUUAUCGUCACUUAGAGUAAAAGAUUGAUUUGUAAAUUUAAGGUGGGUUUGGGAACACAGAGAUUUUAUUAAUAGGGGAAAAUGAAAAGUUGUAUUUCUCUGCUGUUUUGCACUUUAAGUCUUUCUGUUGUUGAUUUCAGUGCUUUAAAUGAAUAGGUCCCUUGCUGUUUCCAGCUGUUGGUGUAACCAGGUCAGCAGUGCUUCAUUUGUCAAUGGACCCGUUUCACAUUUCCGUAGUUCUCAGAAGCUGAAGUCAUUAUAAACUUCUUUAGUGGUGAACAGAAACAAAUAUCAUUUUUGUGUUCCUGUUUGCUCUGAUAGAAAAAGAAAAAAAUCCAUUAUAGCAUUUCUGCACUUCACAAAAGAGGAAGAAAUAUCCAUUCGUAUGUCAUAUGAACAUAAUCAUAUAUCAAAAAUACAUAUAUCAAAUAUCUACGUAAUAAAAAGGUGAAAAGAAAUCAAAAUUUGCCAUCACUCCUUCAAAAAAAUUACUUUUAAAGUAUUUUAACUCAGAAAUUGCUCAUUUAUUUUCCAGAAUUAAGAAUUUGAUGAUUAUUAAUCAUAAAGUAAUUUGAGAAAAAUAAUAGUAGUAGUUGUCAGUUCUUAAUAAAUAAAUUAAUAAUUUAAAAAAUUGCCAAAAGUUUUCUCAAAAAAAUUACUUUGAAACUAUUUUCUCUCUGAAAUUGCUCAUUUUGUUCCAAAAUUAAGAAUUUAUUAUUAAUCACACAGUAAUUUGACAAAAAAUAAAAGUAAUAGUUGUCUAUUCUUAAUAAAUAAAUUAAUAAUUUAAAAAUUUGCCACAAUUUUUCUCAAAAAAAUUACUUUGAAACUAUUUUCUCUCUGAAAUUGCUCAUUUUUUUCCCCAAAAUUAAGAAUUUAUUGAUUAUUAAUCAAACAGUUAUUUGACAAAAAUAAUAGUAUUUGUUGUCUAUUCUUAAUAAAUAAAGUAAUUACUUACAAAUUUGGUGCUGCUUCCUCAAACAAAUUAUUUUGAAACAAUUUUCACUCAGAAAUUGCUAGUAAUUUUCACAAAUAAUUAAAGAAAUGCCAAUUAACACAUUGAAUUAAAUUUGAAAUUUUCAAGUAGAAAGAAAACACAAAUAGUGUUAUAAAUGUAUAUUAAAAUAUAUAUAUAAAUAUUGCUAGAUUUACAGUGUUAAUAACUGUGGAAAUGCAUCUGUGAAAAGGGUCCAUUAAGACCUCACGGAAUAAGUUAUUGGUGACGGAUCUGGCAGGUUUCAGACAUCAAAGCUGCAUUUUGUGCCAUUAUAAUUUCAGACGAUUCGUCCAAUCACGCUCGAGCAGAAAAACUGUCAUGUUAAUUCUGAUUGGCUGCUGAAGUGAAAGACAGACAAAGAAAAGUUCAUUUCGCACUUUUAAGACUCUCCAAAAAUAUGGUCACUGAUUGCAGUGCACAAUUCCAGAUCCAGAUCCAGGUUUUUCCAAUACAAAUUAAGCCCUGUUGUACCUGUUUGUGAAUGUGUGUGUGUGCACAGCAGAACUUGGGGGAAGAUAAGUGGGUGAUUUCCAAAGUAAAAUGCUGCUGAUUCAUGUCAAAGCAAGGUUAAAAACUAUAGUGGGAUGUUUGCUAAACAGAUGAAUAUGUAAAUGUGCAGAAGUGUGUUUGUGUGUGUAUGUGGGGGUGAGUUAACAGACUUUUCACCUGAAACCGUCCCCGGAAACAUCUCUCAUGAAUAUUACAUGAGCUACUGGGGCCACAAAGCUUGUCUGUCUCUUCUUGCAAUGUGAAAACCGAUAAACAUUUUCAAAUAAAGAAUCCUGCUUUGUUAA